This is a messenger RNA of Triplophysa dalaica, 2142 nucleotides long. It is a transcript of the gene snap23.1, whose product is annotated as synaptosome associated protein 23.1. Bases 173 to 2104 code for a protein of 643 amino acids. Lineage: Eukaryota; Metazoa; Chordata; Actinopteri; Cypriniformes; Nemacheilidae. Gene Ontology annotation, cellular component: plasma membrane; SNARE complex. The transcript has 21 exons. The record is from RefSeq and is a predicted model, not a curated record. Gene Ontology annotation, biological process: synaptic vesicle fusion to presynaptic active zone membrane; exocytosis; synaptic vesicle priming. Gene Ontology annotation, molecular function: SNAP receptor activity; syntaxin binding.
AUUGAAAAGCUGUGCUCCAGGUUUCGCUCAGAAUUCAAGAGGAUGAUAAUGCGUUUCUACUUUCCAAAAGCGGAACUAAGUACGUAAUUUCGCUCUGUAUCAUGCAACAACAGCCAUAUAUAAACUACAUGCCUUACAAUUAAAUUAAGGAUUGAGAAGACUGUAAAACAUCAUGAGUAAACUAACUCAGACUAUAGAGUUUAAGACCGGAAGGGAGGCCACUUGGGACACCAGCAAAAUGGCAGACAUGACUGUAGAGGACAUGACGUUGCGCGCCAACCAAGUUACAGAUGAGUCACUUGAAAGCACCAGGCGAAUGCUACAGAUGGCAGAAGAGAGCCGAGAAACGGGGGUUAAAACAAUGGUCAUGCUAGAUGAGCAAGGAGAGCAACUCAGGCGUGUCGACCAAGGAAUGGAUCAAAUCAAUCAAGACAUGAGGCAGGCCGAGAAGAACAUCACUGAUCUCUCCAAAUGCUGCGGCUUGUGCGUGUGCCCGUGUGACAGAGUGACGUCCAUUGAGAGUGACAACCGGUAUAAGCGCACUUGGGGCAAAGGAAACGACAGCUCCAGCACAGGGGAGAAAGAAGGGGGUGUGGUCUCCAGCCAGCCGAACGCCUUUCGUAAUGGUCAGGCUGUUUCUGGCGGGUCAGCUGGUGCCUCUGGUCCCUACAUCAAAAGAGUCACAAAUGAUGCUCGAGAAGAUGAGAUGGAGGACAAUCUAGAUCAGGUGGGCGGCAUCAUUGGAAAUCUAAAGAAUUUGGCAUUAGACAUGGGAAAUGAGAUCGAAAAACAGAACAAGACCAUUGACUGCAUCACUGAUAAGGCUGAUAUGAAUAAAGCUCGCAUUGAUGAAGCCAACCAGAGAGCCAACAAACUUCUAGUUCUGAACAUAGCGGCAGAGUUAAAAUCCAGCAGGAUGGAGCAAAUCUCAGAACAAAUCAACAGAGUAACAGAUGAGAGCCAUGAGAAGGGGAAAGAAACAAUGAUCAUGUUGGAUAACCAAGGAAAACAGCUGAGUAAUGCAGAAGUGAAUGUGGAUGAGAUGAUGGGAAACGUGAAAAGAGCCGAGAGGAAUCUGAAUGAGUUGUCCAAAUGCUGCUGGUGUUUGUGCUCAUGUAACAGAAUUAGCUCUAUAGAGAAUGACCAGAGAUAUACAAAGGUUUGGGGCACAGAGGAAAGAGAUGCAAAUAUGGUAUCCAGUCAAGUAACUGCUGUACGCAAAGUAGGUGGGGUCACUGUUCAGUCAACAGCCUCUUCAGGCACCUACAUCAAGAGAAAAACAAAUGAUGCUCAAGAAAAAGAGAUUGAGGAGAAUAUAGAGCAGGUCAACAGCAUCAUUGUGGAUCUGAAGGAUAUGGCCAUGGAAAUGAACAAUGAGCUCGACAAACAGAACAAAACCAUCGCCCGCAUCACUGAGAAGGGCUCAGUUCAUCAGUGGUUGUUGAACUCCAUGACAGCAGAUUUCAAAUCCAACUGGAUGGAAGACAUGUCAGAACAGGACGUGGAAAUUAAAAUGAACAAAGUAACAAACAAGUCUCUUGAUAGCACCAGGCAGAUGCUACAGAUGCUGGAACAGAGCCAGGGGAAUGGAAAAACAACAAUGAGCAUGCUGGAUAAGCAAGGACAACAGCUGGGGAAUACAGAAGUGAAUAUGGAUGGGAUCAUGGAAAACGUGAAAACAGCCGAGAGGAAUCUGAAUGAGUUGUCCAAAUGCUGCGGCUGGUGUUUGUGCCCAUGUAACAGACAGAAGUCAAUUAAAACCAACCAGAGAUAUAAGCAGGUUAGAGGCACAGAGAAAAGCGAUGAGGGUGUGGUCUCUAGCCAGGUGACACGGGGAAACACACAAAGGGUCACUGUUCAGUCAACAGCCUCUUCAGGCACUUAUAUCAAGAGAAUCACAAAUGAUGCUCAAGAAAAAGAGAUAGAGGAGAAUCUACAGCAGGUGGGCAGCAUUAUUGGCAAUCUGAAGAACAUGGCCAUUGACAUAAAUAAUGAGCUCGACACACAGAACAAGACCAUUGACAGCAUCACUGACAAGGUUGAAAAAUCUACAGAUCGUGUUGAGGCUGCUACAAAGAAAGCCAAAAAAAUCAUUAAGGAAUAGAAAAGGCCAAUACCAGUAUUUCUUAGGAGUUGGAUGGA